AUGAUUCCAUUCAUCCUUCCAUCCAUUAUUUGUAUUCUGUCCGUAUCGCCCUAUCUGAAACUAUCUAUCGCAGCGCUUCGCCCAGCCGGCGAGAAGAGAAGAGAGAAGAAAAAAGAGAAGAGAGGAGAGAAGACAAAAGAAGAGAAGGGAAGAGAGGAGAGAAGAGGGGAAGAGAGGAGAGGAGAGGAAAGGAGAGAAGAGGAGGUCAAAGCAGCGCCCUCUGGGAAACAGAAGUCUAGCAAUGCGAUUUGGCGCUGCUUAAGGCCGGGUGGACGUAAUAUAAAUCCACCUACACUUCACCUGUUUCUUCCCCUGUUCCUCCGCCACCUCCACAUCGUCGCCGCCGCCCCCCGUUCCCCACAUCUCUUCCGCCCGCUGCUCCCUCGCGUCCUCCUCCUCCUCCUGGCCGCCUCCUCCCGAGCUGAACCACCUGUUCCUCCGCCGCCGCCGCCGCCUGAGCGUCUCCUCGUCGGGCGGAGGAGGAGGAGGAGGAGGCCGCGGCGCGGCGCGGCGCGGGCGCCGCCGCCAGUCGCCGCCAUGCCGUGCCCGAGGCCGCCCCUGCUGCCGCUGCUCCUGCUGGCCCUGGCGCUGCUGCCGCUCGCGCUGCCCGCGGGCUACGUGCCCAAGUGGAAGAAGCAGGGAAUUACUCCAACUCACCAUAUGCAAUACAUCGGAAGACUUUUAGCAUCGCGCGUGACACAAAACGACGCUCUUGAGUUCGACGUGCAGGCGGAGGCCUUUGAGGUGUACGCGCGCGCGGCCGUGGGCUGGCUCGCGCCCAGCAUCGCCUUCCACGAGAACACGCGCUACUUCGCGCUGUCCGCCGUCCUCAGCCAGGACGACGUGUUCUUCGCCGUGCGCAAGGCCGAGAUGGUGCCCUUCGGGCUGGUGCUGCUGCUGCCCUUCUCGCGCCCCGCGUGGGCCGCCAUCGCCGGUGCGUUGGCCGUCCUCGCCGCUGUCUGCUUCUUGGUGCGUGCGUCGGGCCACGACGGGUUCUACGGGGAGCUGUGCAACAAGUGCAUCGCGCUGCCGGGCUGCCAGCACGGCUACUGCAACACCAGCUUCGAGUGCAUCUGCGACGAGGGCUGGGACGGCCUCUUCUGCUCCGAGCGUCAGUCCGAUUCUUUCUCUCUCUCUAACAUUCACAUUACGAGAAAACUAAUUCAAUCAUCACCGUUU
Messenger RNA from Gryllus bimaculatus (two-spotted cricket), 1179 nucleotides. The record is from the annotation of a GenBank genome assembly. Lineage: Eukaryota; Metazoa; Arthropoda; Insecta; Orthoptera; Gryllidae.